GUGGGCCAUAUCUUGCACUGGCCCUGGACUCUGUCGUCCCUCCCCUGAGCUGGGCUGGGCCAGACUGGCAGCAUUGAGUGGCACCAGGCAGACACCCCUGAGGAAGGGCACCAGCAGCCACUGUGUCAGUGUGCCAGGGAGGGUUUGUCUUCUGGAAUAGAACUGAAGCUUGGGGAAGCCCCAGACUAGUGUGUCCCAGAGAGGCUCUGGGGUCCAAACAGGAGGUGCAAGUGAGGCAAGAUGAACUGGACAGGCCUGUACGCCUUACUCAGCGGCGUGAACCGGCACUCCACGGCCAUUGGGCGCGUCUGGCUCUCCGUCAUCUUUAUCUUCCGCAUCAUGGUGCUGGUGGUGGCUGCCGAGAGCGUGUGGGGUGACGAGAAGUCCUCCUUCAUCUGCAACACCCUGCAGCCGGGGUGUAACAGCGUGUGCUACGACCACUUCUUCCCUGUUUCCCACGUGCGCCUGUGGUCCCUGCAGCUCAUCCUGGUGUCCACACCAGCCCUGCUCGUGGCCAUGCACGUGGCCCACCAGCAGCACGUGGAGAAGAAGCUGCUGCGGCUGGAGGGCCAUGGGGACCCGCUGCACCUGGAGGAGGUCAAACGGCACAAGGUGCACAUCUCGGGCACGCUGUGGUGGACCUAUGUCAUCAGCGUGCUCUUCCGCCUGCUCUUCGAGGCCGUCUUCAUGUAUGUCUUCUACCUGCUCUACCCAGGCUAUGCCAUGGUGCGUCUGGUCAAGUGCGACAGCUACCCUUGCCCCAAUGUGGUAGACUGCUUCGUGUCCCGGCCCACCGAGAAGACCGUCUUCACUGUCUUCAUGCUCGCUGCCUCAGGGAUCUGCAUCGUGCUCAACGUGGCUGAGGUGGUGUACCUCAUCGUCCGGGCCUGUGCCCGGCGUGCCCAGCGCCGCUCCAACCCCCCCUCACGUAAGGGCUCUGGAUUCGGCCACCGACUGUCCCACGAGUCCAAACAGAAUGAAAUCAACAAGCUGCUUAGUGACCAGGACGGCUCCCUCAAAGACAUCCUGCGGCGCAGCCCUGGCAGCGGGACUGGCCUGGCCGAGAAGGGCGACCGCUGUUCUGCCUGUUGAGGGCACAGCCGGUGCCACACCCACCGCCAGCCCCUCUUAGUGCCCUCAGCCUGCCAGGCCGGCCACAGCCCAAGCACCCACCCAUUGCCCUCUGAGUGGGGGUAGGGAAGGAGAAAGCAGGUGGGGGUGAGGAAUGGGGUGGGGGGGACGGACAGAUCUUGCCCCCUCCUCCCCAAGCUUAAGGGAGCAAAGGAGGGUGUAGUUCUUGCUGUUUCUCCCCCUUUCUAAUUCCUACUCCUCUCCCUGGGACCACUGGGUAUUUUUUUUUUGGGGGGGAGGCUUUGCCAACACUUCCACUGAUGACACUAACCUUAACCCUGCCAACAUUUGGGGAUCCUGCCAGUGGGGUGGGGGCUGUUGCUGGCACCUGGGAAGGGCUCGGGUGGCUGAAAAGAACAAGGCUGUGAUUCCAUCUGAUCAGCUUGGGGUGGGGAUUGGUCAGCACUACCUUUGACUCUAGAAGCCCGGGCCUGGGCCUGCAAUGUUACACAUUAAACAGGAUUUUACAGUAAA
Molecule: messenger RNA, 1605 nt
Organism: Phascolarctos cinereus (koala)
Lineage: Eukaryota; Metazoa; Chordata; Mammalia; Diprotodontia; Phascolarctidae
Gene: GJB1
Product: gap junction protein beta 1
Biological process (GO): cell-cell signaling
Cellular component (GO): connexin complex
Molecular function (GO): gap junction channel activity
Source: RefSeq, a predicted model, not a curated record